CUACUAUCGAGCGUAUCUACCCUGCACCAGUUUGAAUUACCGGUUUUUUUCCAUUUAACAAAUCUAACAGCGUCUUUUACACUCGUCGUCUUGAAUUUUACGAAAAAGUCGUUACGGGUCGGUCGUCAGUUGCAAAUCGACAAAUUCAAAAAUGACGAAGAAAAAUAAGGUGCCCAUCAGGUCGCUUAGCAGACAGGAAGAGUUGCUGGAGGAGCAGGCGAAAUAUUUUGUGGAUUUGCAGGAAAGGAGGAUGACGUCUAUGGACAAGUUCAAAAAGUUUGUGUGGAACUCGGAAAAUAAAGCUUUUAUGGGCAGGACGGCGUCCAGCUGGUCAAAAAUUGGACUCUUCUACCUCGUAUUCUAUGGAAUGUUAGCAGCAUUGGUCGCGAUCUGCAUGUGGGUUUUCUUCCAAACCCUAAACCCUAGGAUCCCAAAAUGGCAACUGGACAGGUCGCUCAUCGGUACCAACCCGGGGCUGGGGUUCCGACCAAUGCCGCAAAAUAAUUUUGAAAGCACGUUGAUUUGGUUUCAGGGUUCUAACCGAACCAAUUAUCAGCCUUGGGUAGACAAUCUGCUGGAAUUUUUAGAUAAUUACUACUUCCCGAGCAAAAUAGCCAAAGGCAACGGCCAGAUAAAGACGUGUUCCCAUUCGGAAUUUCCAUCGGCCGAAAAAGACGAAGUUUGCGAAGUUGACGUGCGGGAGUGGGGUCAGUGCAACAAAGACGAAUAUUUCGACUAUCAUCGAAAUUCGCCGUGUAUAUUUCUAAAAUUGAACAGGAUUUACGGUUGGACGCCCGAAUAUUACCUGACAAACGAAGAAUUACCAGUUGAAAUGCCGAAACAACUUAGAGAACAUAUUUUGAGUAUAAAUAACACAAAUAUGAGAAAAAACGUAUGGGUAUCCUGUGAAGGUGAAACGCCUGCCGACAAGGAAUACAUAGGCAGCAUAACUUACUAUCCCAAAGGAGUCCAAGGAUUUCCAGGCUAUUACUUCCCUUACUUAAACAAAGAGGGAUAUUUAAGCCCAUUGGUAGCUGUGAGAUUUGAAAGACCCGUUCCCGGAAUCGUAAUCAACGUGGAAUGCAGAGCGUGGGCCAAAAACAUCCGAUACAGUCGGACAGAUAAAAUCGGUUCUGUACACUUUGAGCUCUUAAUCGAUUAACUUGGGUUUCUAACAAUGCUGACAUAGGAAACCAUCGAUUAUAGCUCUCCCGGAUACAAAUGCUCUUACUAUUUUAAAUUUGGUUAUUUAUUUUGUUCACAUAUAUAUUUUUUUUAAAUUCAACCAGAUGUAAUUUUACACAUUCUAUAAAAUGCAUUAUUAAAAGUAAAAGUAUAAUUAAAGAUCUCCCAGAAAUUAGGAAAGGAAAUUUUGCUAUAUAAUUAAGAUUGAUAGGGAAAAAUUUAAUCACAACACAUCUAAUGCGGUACUGCUGAUUUGUAAAUUGUAUUAUAAUGGUAAUAGUCGUUUAUUUAUAAAUACAAUUAACACAAUUUUUUGUAGUACAUACUCAACAGAUGUAUAUACUGUUUUGUUUUUGUUUUGUACUGAUGUAAUAAGGAUGACCUGCCAGUUCAAUAUAUUUUUUCA
Molecule: messenger RNA, 1591 nt
Organism: Cylas formicarius (sweet potato weevil)
Lineage: Eukaryota; Metazoa; Arthropoda; Insecta; Coleoptera; Brentidae
Product: sodium/potassium-transporting ATPase subunit beta-2
Exons: 6
Coding region: 152-1162 (336 amino acids)
Biological process (GO): intracellular potassium ion homeostasis; potassium ion import across plasma membrane; intracellular sodium ion homeostasis
Cellular component (GO): sodium:potassium-exchanging ATPase complex
Molecular function (GO): ATPase activator activity
Source: RefSeq, a predicted model, not a curated record